CCAUUAGGCUCUUUCAGACCAGGCGCGUCUCCGAGAACUGAAUUGAAUGGGAAAGAGCGGGGCCGCCUUUGUCAUUAAUCCUCCCCCACCCCCUCGGCGAGCCAAGCUUCUUCCGGGUCAGCGACAAUCGCCGCCACCCCAGUCGGGCCCGCGGUCCCCCGGCACCGAGAGCCCCUGGGCGCGCGAGGGCCGGGCUGCCGCGGCGGGCAGGUGGCGGGCGGGGAGGAGGGCGGGCAGCGCGCGAGUGGGGGAGGGAGGCGAGCCGGGGCGGGCGAUCGGAGCAGCGGGAGGAGCAGAGAGCAGCCUCCGGCAGCUGGCGAGGAGAAUGGGAGUGCGGGGCCACCGGCCGCCGCGGGGUAUCACGGCCGCGGCCGAGCCUGCCAGGCGCGGAACCGGCGCCCGCCGCUUUUAAACCCCAGAGGGCGCGGCGGUAGCGGCGGGCGGAUCUCGACACGCGCGGAACGCCCGGGCGGCGGCCGGAUGGAGAGGAAGGGUUCGGCAGCCGGGGCCAAGGGGAACCCGAGCCCGCCCGCGGCCGGAGAGGGGCAGCGGCCCCCGCCACCGCUUUGCGCCCCGGGCGGCGGCGGGGCCCCAGCGCGGGGCCAGGCUGGGGCGGCGGCCGAGUCCGCAGAGCUCAUCCGGCGCGCGCACGAGUUCAAGAGCCAAGGGGCGCAGUGCUACAAGGACAAGAAAUUCCGCGAAGCCAUCGGCAAAUACCACCGGGCAUUGCUGGAGCUGAAGGGGCUGCUGCCGCCCCCCGGGGAAAGGGAGCGGGACUCGCGCACGGCCUCCCCGGCCGGGACCCCCAAGCUCGGCCGCCUGUCGGACGAGCAGAGCAAGACGGUGGAGGCCAUCGAGGUGGACUGCUACAACAGCCUGGCAGCCUGCCUGCUCCAGGCUGAGCUGGUGAACUAUGAGCGAGUCAAGGAGUACUGCCUCAAGGUCCUGAAGAAGGAAGGGGAGAACUUCAAGGCCCUGUACCGGUCUGGCGUGGCAUUCUACCACCUCGGGGACUACGACAAAGCGCUCUACUACCUGAAAGAGGCGAGGACCCGGCAGCCAACAGACACCAAUGUGAUUCGGUAUAUCCAGCUGACAGAGAUGAAGCUCAGCAGGUGCUCCCAGAGAGAGAAAGAAGCCAUGUAACCAGGAGGCCUCUCCAGAGCCGUGCCCUCGCCGGACCAGGGACAUCCAGGCACCUCCUGUGGAGAGCCCUCCCCGGGUCCCGCCCCUCCUCACUUCUCCCAUCUCCCCUUCUUCCUCCUGUUGUCCCCCAACUCUUCGUCUGCAUCCAGUGUGAAAAGAAGGAGAGAAGCACAUUUGGAAUCUGGUGGGGUACCCGGGCGACGGAGACACCCCCUUCUUUAGAAGGUCAGCCAGUGACCGAGAGGGGCCUAACUUCCGCCUGGAAAUGCCAUCGCGGCUUUGACCUUGGCCAGCGCCUCCAACAGAGGCGGAGCCUGGCAGGUGCACCAUCCCAAAGGCAGCAGACAUGGAGCCCGUGGCCUGGACCCUUCUGCAGCUUUCUGACACACCAGAGCGUCUCAAGGCAUCUGAGACAAUCAGGCAUGGGACAGACACCGGAAGCAUUGGCCACGCCAACACAGAGACCAUGAACUGGUACACUGGAGUUCCCCCACUCCCCCAGUCACUUCAACCCCUGCUGCCCCCCCCCCCACUUGUCUUGGCUUGUGUGUUCUUCCCCCCACCUUGGGGAUCCGAGACUGCCAGGAUUCACAUGCCACCAAGCCCACUCUCAGUGCCCUCUGGUGACCACACAUACCAUUCCCAUGACUCCCAGCCAGCAGGCAGCUGACAACAGCAGGGCAGGGUGAAGUGGGCCUCGAGCUGGGGCGGAGAAUCCACACAGAUGAAGGGAGGGAGGUGUGGCUGGGGGAAGAGCAUAGCAUCGUAUAGGCUGAAGGAUUUGACUGUGGACUAAUUGGGUGUAAAUAGAAAUAAAUUCGCAGACACAUCCCUGUCGUGUCUGUUGGAAGCAGCCUUCUCCCUCACGUUUACUCCCUCCCCCAACUCCCUCAAUCAGAGCUACUUAGAGCCAGGCAGGAUGGGGCUUCCCCCAAAGCAACUGGCCAUUUGUCCAGUGUUGACUGCAGCCUUUGUGCUUUUGAGAGUAGACUGGGAUUGUGGAGACCGCCCAGAGGCUUGGUUUUGUGGGAACGUGUACAGCCUCUUGUUGAUGAAGUUAUCUGGACUGACUCUCUCGCAUGCAGAACGAGUUCAACAAAUAUUUGUUGAAUAAAUCGUGACUGCAGACUGGCUCUCCUGCCUUAAACUAAUCUUAUCCCAGUCGAGUCUCCUGAAAUCUAUGCUCUUUAUGCUAUGCCGUGUUGCUUCAGUUAAACAAGAAACAUUUACUGAGGGCUUUUUGUUUGCCCGUGGUUGUGCAAUUCGCUGUGGGACGUAGGAUGUAGUCCCAGUCUUCAAAGAGAUGGAAGAGUUGAGAAAUGCUAAUUUGAGAUUAUUACCAAUGACACCUUUGAUUUAUAUGAUGCUUAAAAAUUUUCAAAGCACUUUCAUGUAUUUUUCGUGUGACUAGUGAAAAAGACAAUAUUGUACAAAACUAAACUAUAUACAGAUGCAAUAAUGUUCAUAGUUAGGAUUUAUUAAAUGCACUAUCUUCAGAUCUUUACAUGUACAAUCUCAUUUCUUUCACGCAGUUGCUCUGUGGAUAUUAUUCCCAUUUGAUGGACAAGAAAACAAAAAUGAACUACCCAGAGGAUGUGUGCCCUUGAAAUGGUGCCAGUGGGAUUUGAAUCAGGCCUCCUUGACUCCAGAUCCCUCGCUGGUACCUACACUGUAUUAGUUGCUUCUUCAUGCGUAUUAUGUGGGGCAGUUACAACUGCUUAAGAGCAGGACCCUGUGGAUGAGGUUGAAACGCAUUCUCCAUAUCAAUAGCAGCACCUGGGCCUCCUCAGUAUUUACCUACCCAAGGCAGGGAAAAAAAAAAAAAAAAAAAAAACAA
Molecule: messenger RNA, 2983 nt
Organism: Oryctolagus cuniculus (rabbit)
Lineage: Eukaryota; Metazoa; Chordata; Mammalia; Lagomorpha; Leporidae
Gene: TTC9
Product: tetratricopeptide repeat domain 9
Biological process (GO): protein folding; negative regulation of apoptotic process
Cellular component (GO): mitochondrial envelope; endomembrane system; cytosol
Molecular function (GO): protein binding; protein folding chaperone
Source: RefSeq, a predicted model, not a curated record